Heteronotia binoei (common prickly gecko) is the source of this 2716-nucleotide messenger RNA. It is a transcript of the gene GFOD2, whose product is annotated as Gfo/Idh/MocA-like oxidoreductase domain containing 2. Bases 215 to 1372 code for a protein of 385 amino acids. The record is from RefSeq and is a predicted model, not a curated record. The transcript is spliced from 3 exons. Gene Ontology annotation, molecular function: nucleotide binding. Gene Ontology annotation, cellular component: extracellular matrix. Lineage: Eukaryota; Metazoa; Chordata; Lepidosauria; Squamata; Gekkonidae. Gene Ontology annotation, biological process: extracellular matrix organization.
GCAUGCGCUCGAGCCGCUCGGGCGGUGGGAGACUUGAGGGCCGGUACGCUGUACUCAUUUCGAGAGGACGACGCGCAGGAGGUGCGCACGCGUACGAGAGCGAGCGAGGGGGCACAGCGACCCUUAGGAGCUGUGGACGACACAAGAUGCUGAGCUGUUUGGUCUUGGGGCUUGAGGCUUGCGCUGGGAGAUCUCCUUGCGAAAACUGCACACAAUGAAAAUGCUUCCCGGCGUGGGGGUGUUUGGGACCGGGAGCACCGCUCGGGUGCUGGUUCCUCUGCUGCGGGCAGAAGGCUUCUCCAUCGAGGCCCUCUGGGGGAAGACCGAAGAGGAAGCGAAGCAACUGGCUGAGGAAAUGAAUAUUUCCUUCUACACCAGCCGGACAGAUGAUGUUCUGCUGCAUCAGGAUGUGGACCUGGUUUGCAUCAACAUUCCCCCACCAUUGACACGACAAAUUGCGGUGAAAGCUCUAGGUAUCGGAAAGAACGUCAUUUGUGAAAAAGCUGCAACUUCUGUGGAUACCUUCAGGAUGGUGACUGCCGCCAGAUACUACCCCAAACUCAUGAGCAUCGUGGGCAACGUCCUGCGUUUCCUGCCAGCUUUCAUCAAAAUGAAGCGAUUGAUAGAAGAGAACUACGUGGGCGACGUCCUGAUCUGCGACGUUCGAGUGUGCUGGGGCAGCCUCCUCAGCCACAAGUACAACUGGAUCUGUGACGAGCAGAUGGGUGGAGGCGGCCUGCACACUAUGGGGACCUACAUCAUAGACCUCCUCACUCACUUGACUGGCCGAAAGGCCGAGAAAGUCCACGGCUUGCUGAAAACCUUCGUGAAGCAGAACUCCGCCAUCAACGGGAUACGCCACGUCACCAGCGACGACUUCUGCUUUUUCCAGAUGCUGAUGGCGGGAGACAUCUGCAGCACGGUGACCCUCAACUUCAACAUGCCCGGAUCGUUCAUCCACGAGGUCAUGAUCGUCGGGUCCGCAGGGCGCCUGGUCGCUCGCGGGACAGAACUGUACGGCCAGAAGAACACCGCUCUCCAGGAGGAGCUCCUGUUCGUAGACUCUCUGGACAUCGACGUGGGGCUUUCGGGGAAAGGGUUUCAAGACAUACCCAUGCUGUACCUCAAAGGAAUGGUAUACCUGGUGCAAGCCCUGCGUCAGUCAUUCCAGGACCAGGAGGAUCAGCGGACUUGGGAUCCCAAGCCAGUCGCUAUGGCAGCAUCUUUUGAAGAUGGCCUCUACAUGCAAAGUGUAGUAGAUGCGAUUAAGAAAUCCAGCCGGUCUGGGGAGUGGGAAUCUGUGGAAAUCAUGACAGAAGAGCCAGAUGCCAAUCAAAACCUCUGUGAGGCGCUUCAGAGAAAUAACCUAUAAUGGGGAAAGUUCCUGGAGAAGCAGGAUGGUUGGCAGGAAUGGGCAGAAAGCUUCAAAGAUGGAUACUUUUUGGGGUAUCGGGAGGGAAGGAUAAUGAGGAGCUAUACUUGUGGGUAAAAACCUCUAAGGAAACGCUUUUUUGUUUUUAGACUCAUUCAGAGGGUUUUAAAUAUUGCAGAUUUGCGUUUGUAUGUUUUGGUGGUUUUAACACUAAACUUUCUGAGUUGAGUAUCGUUAGGAAAACUUGAAUCUCCCUUUGCACUCAGCCAUAGCUAAAACAAAAGCGUGGGUAAGUCUGUGUCUCUUCUACGCAGCUUUUGGCACUCUUGCCGGUUUAAUACGAUAGCACUUCGCACUACAAAAGGCUGUUUUUCAUAGGAACACAAGUGUUCUCGACAAGGGGGGGAGGGACCCUCGCAGAAGGGAUACGAUGAAGCAAGUCUUUCAAUUUGACCAUCUGGGGGACAGCCUCCAGUCUGAAUGUUUUGAAUUUACACUGUGAGAUUGAGUCUGCUCUGUGACAGUAGCCACUUUCUUCUGGUUGCUAGAAGGAAAACUCGAGUACUUUGUCUACUGUUUCCACAUAUCAGCGCUGCUCUUCCGUGGCAGGUUGUUUGAGGCUGGAGGAGGCUUUUGCGUGUCUUUCCCCACAUUUCUCUCCUGCCCUGUUCAGUGCCACCGAGCAAACUCCAUCCAUGAUCGUCCUCUGGGGAAGCUCACUGGUCAGCAAGUACCAGCCCCGCAGCCAGUUUUGCUCAUCCGAUCGUUGACUUGUAAAAUAUCUGGCUGCGUAAAUGAGGCAGGUUAUCCUCUGUCAAGGGAUAUGAAGUUAAAUACAGAAGAAAUAUUCGAUCGCUUUAUUCAGCCAUGGGCAGAUAGGAUAGUUGUUAGCUUGAAGGCGUUAAGGCCAGAAAUGGCUUUGGUCAGGCAAGUGGGUGUAAUUCAGACACUGGGACAAUGUUCUACGCCUCUUCCCUUUCUGACUUGUAUUCUUUGAGAAUUCUGGUGCUGCUGGCCAAACAAAUCUUAGUGCGCAUCUACCAGGUCUCAGUGCUGCUGCCCUUUGCUGGGCUGAACCUGAGAAGUCGUAGCUAAUUUUUUUUUGUAUGAGAUAUAUUGUUUACUUGAAUGUUUUUAUGGGUUCCUACUAGAUUUUAAUCCUGUACCUUAAUAUAAAGCCAUUAGCAAGCAAUCUUAAUGUUUUUUUGCAAGUGGCUGUGUUUGUUGUGCAUAAGAGCGCAUAAGAUCAGGAACUGCUAUCAGCUGUUUUCUGAUUCCGAAAGAAAAAACUCUGCCGUUCCUCACCCUGUUAUUCUGAGCUUUUAAAGUUAUUUUUAACUGCAA